UUGGGGCAGAGGCCGCUGCUUUAGCGCGAAAGAACAGGAGCUGGAGAAUCCAGGAGGCUUACAUGGGUUUUGUGAACAAAAGAUAAUCGGUGUACAUUCAUUUAGAAAAGAUAAUGUGGGCGGAUACUAAAGGUGAACCUGCCUACGGUGGUUAGCACCCUAGAGCCACCUCACCGGACAGGACCCUGAAGGCCGUCUAGCGUAUCGACCUAAUACUUGAACAUUUUUAAGAACAUCCCCAACGUGCGGUGGUCCAGUGGAUGCUUAAUAUCUUCCGGUGGUUGGUAACGUUUGGGCUACCCAUCGGUCCAGUUUAUUCAUUUAGGCGUUGGACGCGCGUAUCUAGAAAAACGAAUGACACCCGCCCUGACAGCGGGAAGCCAACACCUAGAAACAGUGUAACGACGUGGUUCGGGUGCAUUGAGUAUAAAAAGGGGCGUGGCUAGUUCUACAAGAAGGAGUAAGGAGAGCUUCUUAGAGAAGGUGACAGUUGAAAUGACUCUUGAAAUAGAUGUUUUCUUAUCGUCUUCGGGGGGAAAAGGCAGAGCAGCAUGAGCAGAGGGCGAGUUUUUGCUGUUAUAGAUUGAAUUUUUUUCCACUCCCCACAGGAAAGCUUAGAUAUGCCAACAAUAGCAAUUACAAAAAUGAUGUCAUGAUCAGAAAAGAGGCUUAUGUACAUAAGAGUGUAAUGGAAGAACUAAAGAGAAUUAUUGAUGACAGUGAAAUUACAAAAGAAGAUGAUGCUUUGUGGCCUCCUCCUGACAGGGUUGGCCGGCAGGAGCUUGAAAUUGUAAUUGGAGAUGAACAUAUUUCUUUUACUACAUCAAAAAUAGGUUCUCUUAUUGAUGUAAAUCAGUCAAAGGAUCCUGAAGGCCUUCGAGUAUUUUACUAUUUGGUACAGGACCUGAAAUGUUUAGUUUUUAGUCUUAUUGGAUUACAUUUCAAGAUUAAACCAAUCUAAAGUAUAUGUUGUUUGAAGCUGUUUUUAUAUUUAAUUAAGGGAUGGGUAAGGGAGGGUUCAUUU
This is a messenger RNA of Molossus molossus (Pallas's mastiff bat), 1024 nucleotides long. RefSeq names its product protein mago nashi homolog 2. Bases 512 to 961 code for a protein of 149 amino acids. The record is from RefSeq and is a predicted model, not a curated record. Gene Ontology annotation, biological process: RNA splicing. Gene Ontology annotation, cellular component: exon-exon junction complex; nucleus; catalytic step 2 spliceosome. The transcript is spliced from 5 exons. NCBI's taxonomy places the organism in Eukaryota, Metazoa, Chordata, Mammalia, Chiroptera, Molossidae.